AUGUCCCAGCCCGCCGGGCGCCAUCGCUCACCGCCGGCUCAAACCCAGCGCGCGGCCCCGCCCGCGCCUCUCAUUGGGCCGUUCGCCGUUCGAAAUCAGGCCCCGGCCGCCCAACGGCCACGCGGGGCUGCCCGCCGCGCCUGCCGCCGUGCGCCGCCUCCGGGCCUGCCCAGCCAAGGCCCCCGCGGGCGAUCGCGCUGGCUGCCUAAGGGCUGGGAGGGGUGGAACAGUGGGAGCGGCCUCAUCCCUCCGUCCCUCCAGCCCUUCAUCCCUCCAUCCCUGCAUCCUCCUCGUCGCUCCAUCCCUUCAUCCUCCUCAUCGCUCCAUCCGCCCUUCAUCCCUCCAUCCGUGCAUCCCAUACGCCUUCAAUCCCUCCAGCCCAUACGCCCUCAUCCCCAGCAUUUGCCCGCCCCUCGCCCCCACAAGUGUCGGGCCAGCGGUGCCGAGUUUGGGGAUGGUUCAGCUAGUGGUCACUUAGAAACAAACGUCUCUUUCUCCGAAAAUAAGUUUCAAAUUAAAGCAGCCGCCCGCCGCGGUUUUGUGGGUAAACUGAAGUCCCCACCGAACCUAUGGCCAGGGAACGCCGGGUGUGGGCGCAGAAAAAGUGUCGAGGUUUUUCCCAUCUGUUUCCGUCACUGGCGCUGCUUUCCCCUGCGUUACCUGGGCCCUGUGCCCCCGCCGAUCCAUUAUUUCCACCAUUCUCUGCUGACAGAGCCACGCUCCGCAAUCCAAGUGGCACUCGAACCAUUUGCUCCAGAACUGUUCAAACUUGCUCUGGACCAAAAUCCCAGGGAUGUGGCAUUUUCCAGCACAGGAGGGACUGAUAAGAGACUGAGAGAGCUGAGCUACACAUGGAAAGGACUCUCUCUGAGUUUGCCAUCUCUCCAGAAUGAGAGGGUCACAAGACCGGCCAGCAAACCUGCUCCAGCUUGGGCUUCUCCUUCCAUGGGGCCACAGAUCCUGCCAGGAGCUUGCUUCAGUGCAGACUUCCACCUCCUUCAGCCGUCCACCAGCUCUGGCAUGGGGUCCUUCAUCCGCUGGAGGAUGGGCAGCAGCAACAGAUGGACAGCUUGCCUCACCCUGGUCUUCACAUGAACUACCAGGAGAUUUCCCAGUGCCUGGAGCACUGCCUCCCCUGCUUCUUCACUGACCACGUGUCUGUGGAGUUGUUUCCUUUAUGUAUUCUCAAUGCUGUCUCCAGCUACUGCUCUGCAGCAGCUUUUUCACCCAUCUUAAAUGUGUUAUCCCAGAGGCACUAGAGCUGUCGUUGAUGGGCUCAGCAGAGGCAGUUCCAUCUUGGAGGUGAUUGGCAUUGGUUGUGUCAGACCUGGGGGAAGCUUCUAGCAGCUUCUCACAGAAACCUUCGUUGUAGUCCCCCUGCUGCCAAAACCUUGCCAUGCAAACCCAGCAGAGGUUUCUUCUCUGAAGAGAUAUGGUUUUGAUCCAUUGGAGCAAUCGUGCUGAGGAUGCAUUACUGAGACAAGACAUUCAUUCUGAAGACCUAUGGUUCUAGAGUUUAAUGGUUAAUAAAACUUCCUUGGGAGGAAAUAAAAGCUUCAGACUGGUAUAACUCUGCAUGUGGAAAGGAAAUUAAAAUUAUUCUUAUAUUGCUCCACCUUUAUAGAAUACUUGAGAUCAGAAGUGCUUCAAAAACUAUAUAUAGGGCACAGCUCACCUGCUGAAAUCCUGUACAAGUACAAAGGCAUUGACUUGGGCAGACCUCGAAGCAAAAGUUAGAUGAGACACUAAACAUGUCUCGUGUCACAAACUUGUCACAAGUUUUCCAGAAGGAUAUGUUGCCUUGUUUAAUUAUUAUUAAUGGCAACACAUAAAUUUUCAUAGAUUGUCAUAGAGUUUAAAGAAAUAACCUAUGUUCUCUAGUGUGACCCUGUUGUAUAUCACAAUCCAGCAAUUUAUGUACUGAGGGUAACAAUUGUUAGACAUUUUUUCAAAUGGGAGAAUAAUGUGUAUUUGUAUUGCAUAUGUUGGAAAAGUCUGUAACUGUUAUGAAAUUGUAUAAGAGAUGAAUUUAAACCUCUCCUCCAGCUGAUAAUAAAGCAAG
Ficedula albicollis (Collared flycatcher) is the source of this 2062-nucleotide messenger RNA. RefSeq lists its product as uncharacterized. Lineage: Eukaryota; Metazoa; Chordata; Aves; Passeriformes; Muscicapidae. Bases 1 to 1095 code for a protein of 364 amino acids. The record is from RefSeq and is a predicted model, not a curated record. The transcript has 4 exons.